Molecule: messenger RNA, 3027 nt
Organism: Diatraea saccharalis (sugarcane borer)
Lineage: Eukaryota; Metazoa; Arthropoda; Insecta; Lepidoptera; Crambidae
Source: the annotation of a GenBank genome assembly
AGUGGUGGGUCGGCCAUUUGCAUGGUGUCACAGAGUUUUAGAUCAUCAUUCUGUCACCGGAGAUCUCACUACGUUCACCAUCAAAUUUUACAAUGGCGUCCGUCUGAAAAUACCUAUCACGUUUUCGAGUAGUGACAAUAUUAUUUUAUUUAGUUUUCUUGUUAUUUUAAAUUUUAAAAACAAUAAUUAUUUUUAGUUCUUGUUCAGUGAAUAAUUUAACGUUAUCGUCUUUAAAAUGCUUAGACUUUAGUUUGUUUAUUACUCAAAUGUUAACGUGGUCUUUAUCCGGUCGCCGCUGUCAUAGCGCUGUCCCUUUCCCACUCACGCACGUAGACGGAGCUCUGCUUUCCGUCGUGCUUUUCCCCGCGCAGUCAUUGCAACAUCCGUUCAAUGGCUGGUGCACAAGAAAAAUGGUAUUUUACAAAAGAUCAGCUACAGAAUUCACCAAGCAGAAAAUGCGGUUUAGAUGCAGAUAAGGAGCUAGCAUAUCGGCAGCAGGCCGCAAACCUUAUACAAGAUAUGGGCCAGCGGCUUCAAGUAUCUCAACUAUGCAUCAACACGGCUAUAGUGUAUAUGCACAGAUUUUACGCUUUCCACAGUUUCACACAGUUCCACAGGAAUGCCAUAGCUGCCGCUGCUCUGUUUCUCGCCGCAAAGGUGGAGGAACAACCACGGAAACUCGAGUAUGUGAUAAAAGUGGCCCACGUUUGCCUCCACAGAGGUGAUGGAGCGAAUUCUCUCACCCCUGAACAGUACCAAGAACAGGCGCAGGACCUGGUCUUCAACGAAAACGUACUUCUACAAACUUUAGGGUUCGAUGUUGCGAUUGAUCAUCCGCACACGCACGUUGUGCGCACGUGUCACCUUGUCAAAGCGCCAAAGGACCUAGCUCAGACUUCGUAUUUCAUGGCGUCGAACAGUCUCCAUUUAACGACGAUGUGCCUUCAAUAUCGACCUACCGUUGUUGCGUGCUUCUGCAUACAUCUGGCAUCUAAAUGGAGCAACUGGGCGAUACCACAGUCGAAUGAAGGACGUCAUUGGUUUUCUUACGUGGAUCGGACGGUCACCACAGAUCUGCUGGAGAAACUCACAUCGGAGUUCUUGCAUAUAUUCGACAAAUGUCCGUCCAGACUCAAGAGGAAAAUGAUGUCAAUGACGUCCACAAGCGGCAAUUCACCUCAUUCAAGCGCCGUUCACCCAUCUGGAUCCAGUGCGGUGGAUAAGAAACAUCCGCCCACUGGAGACGAAUUUGAUAAGAAUUCAUUUGACAAAGAAUACGAGCGUGAAAGACGAAGACAACCCGUCCCCGGCGGAUACAUUCCCGCCACGGCACCUUCAGUGCCCCCACCACAAAAAAUAGACUAUAACCUGUACAGAGAGAAGAGAGAGAGGGAGGAAAGAGAACGGCGCGAGGAAAGAGAGAGACGGCAAGCCCUCCAAGCGCGAACCGAACAGCGGCCUACAGACAGACCGUUAGAUAGACCACAGGAGAGGCCACAAGAGAGACCACAAGAGAGGCCACAAGACAGACCACAGGAGAGACCCCAGCAAAGACCGGUCCAACAGAGACCUAUACAACAACACAAACCCCAUCCUAAUUGGCCUCAUCAUAGCAAACCGCCGCAUAAACCCCACGACCAUAGACACCAAAGACCGCCUCACCUCCCUCAACCUCAAACCCAACCGCAAACUCAACCUGAAGCUCCUAGAACUAGACCUCCAUCGUUAUUCUCGCCAGAAAAUGCGACAACUCCGAUAGCGGCGGCAACUGCGCCCAGAAGACCGCAACCGCCGAUUCCUCACAGAAAACCGGAAGUCCGGCCGAAUCCCCCUCCUCAGAUGCCUCAAAGACCCGAACAGAGACCACCGAGUCCGAAAAGACGACCUGAUCCCACUGUUGCGGUUAGAGAUAUGCAACCGCCGACUGCCGUAUCCCCGUUCUCGUCCCCACCGAAAGAAAGACAACCUCGCCAACGGGCCCCGUCAAAUUCCGAACCAGAAUUAAUACCAGUUGUGAAAAAACUAGACGAAACGCCGGGUUACGAAAACGUCAUAAGAGACUCGCAAAGAGGGAACGCGAUUAGGCCGAAACAGGAAAGGUCCGACGUGCGUAUAAAACAGGAACCGACGAGAACUGUGAACGGUAUAGAAACUGACCCCACUCUAGUAUCGAAUCUAUUGAAGGAGAGCUUAGCUAAACCGGUGCCGAUCACGGUGCCGGUGGAAAAGAAACCGAUAUUAGUUGAGCCCAAGAAGGAACCGGUCGAACCCCCACCUCCUGUACAGGUAGCACCGCAACCGGUACCGGUAGCACAGCCGGAACCGGUACCGCAACCGGUCAUAGAAGUAGAACCUAAACACAAGAAGGAAAAGAAGAAGAAGGACAAACACAAACACAAGGACAAAGACAAGAGUAAAGAGGAGAGAAAGAAACACAAGAAAGACAAAGAUAGAGAGAAGAAGCGGGAGAGUCCCGUUCAGGAACAGCCGGCUGCCACAGACGGUAGUUUGAGGAUAACUAUACCUAGGGACAAAUUAUCCUCCAGUCCCGCUUUGAAAAUCAAGAUACCUAAAGAGAGAUUGGCGGCGCCACCCCCACCACCUUCAGGAUUGAAGAUCAAGAUAUCGAAAGAAGUUCUGGAAACUUCUAGAAAGAGGACAGCGGUGAAUGAAGCCGGCCCGCCGCCGAAGAGACAUCAGAACGGAACCCCAAAGGUGGCAGAUCCAACGCCGGAGAAGUGACGUCACAUCCGCAGCCGCAACGUGUGUCGACGUUCCUCCGCAUCUUACGGACCUCACUAGCAUAGUGUAAUUUUCUUUUGUUUCACUCUUUUUUUUACUCAUCACGGACGGUUUUGACUCCUAACCUCGACACUUUUAAAUCAAUUAAUAAUAAUAUAACUGUUUGCGUGUUACUGCUCAUCGGUUGAUGGUGAGACUACAUUGGUCAGCUUUGGAAUUGUUUAGAUCAGUGGUUCCUAGCCUAGGGUAAUUAAACCCCACGGGUGUAUUCCAUUUUUUGGGCAU